GAGAGAGAGAGAGAGAGAGAGAGAGAGAGUGAGUGAGGAAAGUUUGAAGUUGGCUGGUUGCAGUGGGUGAACGAAUAUAGUUUUUUUCAGGAGGAAAUGAAUAUACGGAAUUGCUUGUUAUUUCUUUGUCCAUCAGAAGGAUAUGAUAUAACCAGAUAAGAAAGAGAACGAAAAAGAAAGAGGGAAAUAAAGUUUAAACUUUUUGAUGGAUUUGUUUCCCUUAGGUCAAACUGCACCUAUUUCUUAACAGAAGUUGACUUCGAACCGGAUUACAGUUAUCGGAAUAUAACCAGUUCCAGUCUCUAUCGUGUGCGCGUGAUAUCAUUACCCCAUCAACCGGGUCACUGCGCGCUCCCAGACAUGGACGCAGGUCCUCCCAGCAGCGGAUAAGCACACGCGCUGUACCCGCGCAGUCUCGAGCCCCUAAGCACGGGUGUGUGUGAGCCCCGUGGAGCUAAACGGUGGAGCCGGUACGGGAGGUAUCAGAACCAACCGCACUGGACAGUUCCCGGUUUACCGAGAAAGACUUUGAGCAACGAGAUGGACCGAAUAUGGAGCUCAACGCCCGGGGCAUCGCCUCCCCUCCUCCUUCUCCUCUCCCUUCUCUCCAUCACUGGUUUUCACGAGGCGACAGCGGCACAGGCAGCCAAUCCGGUGGACGUGUUGAGGAUCCUGGACCUAUCCGAGGACAUGGAGGGUGUGUCUCUGGAGGCGGGGCUCUGCACCAGUAGAGAGGGAAGAGAAGAGACGGACAUCUCCUUCAAGAUCAACAAGAAGAUCCAACUCAGUGUCCCUACAAAACAGCUGUUCCCAGAAGGGGGGUUCCCAGUGGACUUCUCUGUCCUGGCUACGGUACGUGCCCUGCGGGGUGCCCAGGUGUUCUUGCUGUCCCUGUACGACCCUCAGGGUACCCAGCAGCUGGGGUUAGAGGUCGGCAGGUCCCCUGUCUUCCUGUAUGAAGACCAGCAAGGCCUGCCUCCUCCUGAACUAUACCCGACCUUCAGGAAGAUCAACCUGGCUGACGGCAAAUGGCACAGGGUAGCGUACAGUGUGGAGGGUCAGUCAGUGACGCUGUAUCUGGACUGUGAGAAGGUGGAGAGUCUGGAGCUCCAGAGAGGUCUGAACCCAGAGGUCAGCACUGAAGGGGUCACUGUGUUCGGGACACGGCUUCUGGAUGACCAGGUCUUCGAGGGAGAAAUCCAACAAUUGUUGAUCGUAGCCGACCCCAGAGCUGCAGAGACCUACUGUCAAGACUACAUUCCCGACUGCCACGCCCCUUUACCCUACGACAGCCUAUCACAAGAGACUGAGGAGGAGACAAAGCCUGCCAGGAGAGUGAAGGUGGAGGAGUUUGAUGAGUUUGACUACAGUGACCUUUACGACGACCUCUCUGUCUCCACGGUUACCGUGAGACCUAACAUCACAGAGUAUGAGAUUGUAGAGUACGAAGACUACGACAAUGAAACAGAUGAGUACGAGGUCAGAGAGUAUGAAUACGAGGAGGAAUUUGAAGAUCGAUACGGAUUGGCCGAGAGGGAGAGGGCGGAGUCCUGGAACGGACAGGAAAGAAUAGAGAAAGGAGAGAAAGGAGAACAAUCCUACUUUGGAGCAAGCACCUUAAUCACAGGCCCCGUGGGUCUUCCAGGACCAGAGGGGGAACAAGGACCCCAGGGGCCCACAGGACUGGUAGGACCUCAAGGAGACCUAGGAGAACUGGGUCCUCCAGGCCGGCCGGGUCUCAACGGGGCUGAUGGGAUACCAGGUCCUCCAGGGAACAUCCUCGUGGUUCAGUUCCAGGCAGGUGGAGUCCAACUAACAGGACCAGUGAUAUCAGCCCAGGAGGCUCAAGCCCAGGCCAUCCUACAACAGACCAAGUUGUCUAUGAAGGGACCACCUGGACCACUAGGCCUUAUGGGACGUCCUGGACCGCUGGGUAACCCGGGUCCAUCGGGGCUGAAGGGAGUAGCCGGGGAGAUGGGACCAGCAGGUUCUCGAGGUAUUAUGGGCCAAGCAGGGAUGAAUGGGAAGUCAGGGAAGAGGGGUCGAGCUGGGACUGAUGGGAACAGAGGUGCUCCGGGUGAGACUGGUGGGAAGGGUGACAGGGGUUUUGAUGGCUUGCCAGGUCUUCCAGGACACAAGGGACACAGGGGGGAGAUAGGAAAACCAGGCCCCCACGGUACUACUGGGCUGUCAGGAGAGAGGGGUUCAGAAGGACAACCAGGACCAAGAGGACAGCCAGGGGAUGCUGGUUCCAGAGGGUUGAACGGACCCAGAGGUCACACUGGCCCUACAGGUCAGCCUGGCAUCCGAGGAGUGGAUGGAAUCCAAGGUUCUAAGGGAAACUUGGGACCUCCGGGAGAGAUGGGAGCAUCCGGGCAGCAAGGAAACCCUGGGUUGCAGGGGUUUCCUGGUCCUCAGGGCCUGGUAGGCUUGCCAGGACUAAAGGGGCCCCAAGGGAAGAAAGGGUUGCAAGGACUACCUGGGAAUGAUGGACCUACCGGUCACCCAGGGAGAGAGGGGACUCCAGGAGAGAAGGGACUACCGGGCCCACCAGGAGUCCAGGGGCCUAUAGGAUAUCCAGGAUCAAGAGGAGUGAAGGGAGCGGACGGAAUUAGAGGAAUGAAGGGAAGCAAAGGAGAGAAGGGUGAGGAUGGGUUCCCCGGCUCUAAGGGAGAGAUGGGGCUGAAAGGUGACGGGGGUGACAACGGGGUCCCAGGGUCCAGGGGAGAGGAUGGUCCUGAAGGACCUAAAGGACAGGCUGGACCCCUGGGGGAGGCUGGAGCCGUGGGCAUCGCUGGAGAAAAGGGUAAACUGGGAGUUCCAGGGUUACCGGGGUAUCCUGGACAAAAAGGGCCGAAGGGUUCGGAUGGUUUUCCUGGAUCUAUUGGAGUUUUGGGAGAGAAGGGGAAGAGGGGUCCCGGGGGGGAAGCAGGCAGUGCAGGACAGAGGGGUCCUAAUGGGGCGCGUGGGGGCCGGGGUGCCAAGGGACCAACGGGGAAGACAGGGGGCAAGGGCUCCUCUGGACAUGAUGGACCUAAUGGACCAACCGGAGACAGGGGGCCUCAAGGGCCACAAGGACGGAACGGGGAAUCAGGACCCAAGGGACCGAACGGUCCAGCGGGGAAAGAUGGACUUCCGGGUCAUCCAGGUCAGAGAGGAGAGCCGGGUUUCCAAGGAAAGACGGGACCCCCAGGUCCAGGAGGUGUUGUGGGGCCACAGGGUAAAUCAGGUGAGACCGGGUCGUUGGGAGACAGAGGUCACCCCGGGUCACCUGGCGUACCGGGAGAGCAGGGCUUACCUGGCACCGCCGGGAAGGAGGGAGCUAAGGGCGACCCGGGCACAGGAGGGACUUCUGGGAAAGCUGGUCCUCCAGGACUUAGGGGCUUCAGAGGCAGCAGAGGGGCUGCCGGGGGCAUGGGUCCUGCUGGUCUGAAAGGAGGUGAAGGACCAGUCGGAGCAGCAGGAGCUAUAGGGACCGGUGGCGAGAGGGGUCCCCCAGGGUCAGCCGGUGCCAUUGGUCAGCCUGGGAGGGCAGGGGCUGUGGGUGGACCUGGACCAAUGGGAGAGAAGGGGGAACCGGGAGGGGCGGGUCCCAUUGGACCAUCAGGACAGGAUGGAGACCAGGGACCUCUAGGACUACCUGGAGCUGCAGGCCCUGCAGGACCCCCAGGAGAGGAUGGGGAUAAGGGAGAGACUGGAGGACCAGGGCAGAAGGGCAGCAAAGGAGACAAAGGAGAAUCAGGCCCCUCAGGACCAACCGGUGGCCAGGGGCCGAUGGGGCAGUCAGGAGUUCCUGGUGUGGAUGGGGAGUCAGGUCCCAGGGGCCAACAGGGAAUGUACGGGGCCAAGGGUGACGAGGGUCUCCGGGGUUUCAAGGGCUCUAAAGGACCCAUCGGACUACAGGGGAUGCCUGGUCUACCAGGGGAGAAGGGCGAGAGCGGACACAUCGGCUUGAUGGGUCGUCCAGGUCAGUUUGGUCCCAGAGGGCCACAAGGGCCUAGUGGGGGACAGGGUGCUCUGGGCAGACCAGGUGGGGCUGGACAGCCAGGGGUAAAUGGAGAGAAGGGGGAGGAUGGAGAAUCGGGAGACCCAGGACCCGUUGGUGUAUCAGGAGGCAGCAUCUUUAUAUUCGACGAAAACUGCUCAGACACCUCUUACAGUAUCUCCAGUUGA
Molecule: messenger RNA, 4173 nt
Organism: Oncorhynchus masou masou (cherry salmon)
Lineage: Eukaryota; Metazoa; Chordata; Actinopteri; Salmoniformes; Salmonidae
Product: collagen alpha-1(XI) chain-like
Exons: 49
Coding region: 541-4173 (1210 amino acids)
Biological process (GO): extracellular matrix organization
Molecular function (GO): extracellular matrix structural constituent conferring tensile strength
Source: RefSeq, a predicted model, not a curated record